Messenger RNA from Strongylocentrotus purpuratus (purple sea urchin), 5167 nucleotides. Its product is annotated as protein max. The transcript is spliced from 5 exons. Gene Ontology annotation, biological process: positive regulation of transcription by RNA polymerase II. Gene Ontology annotation, molecular function: DNA-binding transcription factor activity; protein dimerization activity. Lineage: Eukaryota; Metazoa; Echinodermata; Echinoidea; Camarodonta; Strongylocentrotidae. The coding region runs from base 105 to 632 and encodes 175 amino acids. Gene Ontology annotation, cellular component: RNA polymerase II transcription regulator complex. The record is from RefSeq and is a predicted model, not a curated record.
ACACACGUGGGUAAGUCGCGUGGCGUUGUUUACACCGCCAUAUUGCACAGAAAUAGGGAAUAUUCUGUACAUUCUUCGCUCGAGAUCGAACAUUCGUAUUCACAAUGAGCGACGAUGACCGGGACAUCGACGUUGAAAGUGACGACGAAUUAAACGAUGGUGAUCUGGACAAUCUCACACAGGCAGAGAAGAGGGCGCACCACAAUGCCUUAGAGCGUAAGAGAAGAGAUCACAUCAAGGAUAGCUUCAGCAUGCUGAGAGACUCCGUACCAAACCUCCAGGGGGAAAAGGUUAGUGCAUCCAGGGCGCAGAUUCUCAACAAAGCAACAGAUUACAUUCAAUUCAUGAGGAGGAAAAAUAACUCGCAUCAAACUGAUAUAGACGACUUGAAAAAGCAAAACUCAACAUUAGAACAACAAAUUCGUCUCUUGGAGAGAUCUUCGACGGGGGAAGUAGCCAAGACCAAUGGCAUCAUUCUCAACACCAAAUUAUCUCACUACGACGCCGGUUCCGAAUCCGACUCGAACUCCUCAGACAAUCAUCCCAAACCAGGUCACAAAUCUCGCAAACGCUUAAAAGGCGAACACUCAGGGAGUUCAAAAUCUAGCAAAAAGAAGGAUGACUCGAGGUGAUCGUGUCCAUCCUCUCUUUUUAUUCAAAUGAAUUUAUACACUUGUGCUUUUUUUAUUAUUAUUAUUUUUUUCUUCAAUGAGCAAUCAAUUUUUGUGUGUAUUGUUCAUAUUCCUAGAACCUUAUUGAUUGCCCAUGUGAUGUCUUGUCUUAUUUUGUGAGUGGUUAUGUCAAAAAAAGAACAGUGCUGCGGUUUAAUAAGAACUUUGAAAAGACACGUUCAAUUUUUUGGCCAAGAUUUAUUAACUGCAGAUGGGGGGGGGGGGGGGGGGGGGGGGGGGGUUCACUCCGAUAUUCUAUGAGUUCAAAGUAGCAAGUUAAGGAUUUUGAUGGGUAAUAUAUUUAUAGUUAAUUAAAAGAAAGAUGGUAAGCGAGAGCUAGACGUAAGAAAUAGGGUGCAUUUAUCAGCGUUUUCAAACAUAUUUCAGGCAUAUUUGCAUGGUGAUAAACGCAAGCCUGUUUAUAAUAUCUUUAGAUGUGGGUAUAUUGAAACGCUGAAAAAUUGCGUUUUGAAUGUGAGAAUGAGCCAGAAUCACGUUUCUGAGAGAUGAUAAAGGCAAAGCUGCUUUGAAACACACAUACAUAUUGGACCUUCCCAGGCUAAUUUCCGGUUCAGAGAAAUAGCGCGAGCCAUGUGCCGUGCCCUAAAAUUGACCUCCGAGCAACUCUCUGCUUCCCUGGUCAAAGGCGCAAAGCAGUUGCGCAGAGACAAGACCUUAAUUUCGAAUCUUGACGACUUAAUUAACGCGACAUCGUGCAAAUCAAGUUUGUAUAGUGGGAAUCGAUAUGUAUGUGUAGAAACGCCAUUUCUGAGUGGCACAAGAUGAUAAACGCACCCAUAGUUAGAUGACAUGAUACUAAUAUCACCUUUGACUCAAAGUCGAAGAAGAGGUCGUAUUCCAAGGACAAAAAUGAUACCACUAUUAAGCCCUGUUCAGAUAUGGCAUGAUGAACCACCGCAAAAAAGAACUGCCACAAUAUUUUGAACUUGUUAAGGAAUACCGCUGCAUAUCUGAACAGGGCUUAAUUUAAUUGUGUUGUGCAUUUAAAGCUCGAGUCCCGAUUGUAAAAGAACGUGGAGUUAUUAUACCCACUGUUUGAUAGAAGAAUGGUGGAUUGUUAAAAUGUGUGGUGUAUCGAUCCAGAGGUAGGAUUAUUUGAAUAGAGUCCCAUACAUAAUAUUAAAUAUAUAAUAGAUAUCAAUUUGAUGGGAGUAUUUAUUAUUAAAAUGGAGGCAGAUAUUGAUCUCGGUUCACUUGGUGUGAAGAAUUUGACUUUUUUUCUUCUUCAUAGAAUUUGAUGGAAUUAAGAGUAGCUGAAGAGGAAGUUAAGUUUGGGUAUUUUAAAUGGGUAAGAAUAUUAGAGGAAAGAAUUUUUAAAUAUUCUCUUCCCUCCCCCAUCCCUUGAAAACAAUAUGCUUGCCUCAUGGACAAAAAUUUAUUCGGUAUAACGUCCUCUUUCAAGAAAGAAUGUCAUCUAUUUUUGUAUGUAUUUAUUUGCUAUGCAUUUAACCUUUCGUUUAUUGUUAUCUACACACAUCCAAUGAAAUUUAGAAAAGAGUCAAAGAUGUAAAAUAUACCUUACUUGUAUUUUAACAUCUCUAAUUGUUAAUCAAAUUGUUUUUUGAACUUUUUUGUUUUAUUGUUACACAUGUCAAUUAGCAAGUACAGUUAAAACCUAGGGAAUAGACUGUGACAUCGUCUGCAGAGUGAAAGAAUGUUCAUUCACGGAAGAGUGUUUAAAAAGCUACGGUUUAGUGAUUUUUUUUUUUAGAAUAAAGAAUGUGACACUGUUUGUCUAAAACAAAAGAGAACAGAGGCCAUUAUUUUGUUCAUCUUUUCUUUGGAAAGAAAUGGCAUUUCAAAUCGACAUAUAUCAGCAUUUGAGUUUGAUGUUGAUGUUAUAAUAUCAGGGAAUAUGUAAUAGUUAUUAUUAAAUCUAUCAAUACUUUAUAAUUUAUUCAAAGUUUUGUCAUUAGAUCAUGGUGAGACAUUUUCCUGUCAAAGUGUUUUUUUGUUCAACUUUUUUUUCUCAAUUGUCUUCUUUUGUUGCUGCAAUGUAAUGCUCGAGUGAGGUUAUAUUUUGAUAAAUCAAAAUGCUGCUAUUCGACUGCAGUUGAAGAAAAACAAGGCAAACAAGUUGAAAACUAAGAGCACUUUAAGUAUGGAUGGAUACAGUUAUGAUGGCGAUCUGUAUUGGCCAAGGCGAAAAGAAUAGUUGGACAAAAGUGUUUUUGUUUUAUUGUGUACAUAUAGAGAGAGAGAGAAAAGACAUUAUUUUUAUCUUCCAGUUUCACAAUUUUCACUGUAGGUAUUCUGAAAGCUGGGGUGGUAUUCUGAAAACCGUGUAAUUUAUUUAGGUUAGUGAAACGAUGUUUAUCGUCAUAACAUAACUUAGGGCAAGCCAAUGGUUCAUGUCUGCACAAAGCUUACUCGCUUUGUGUAAUGUUAAAGAGACAAUUGUGCAAGCACUGACGGCAACUGUCAGUUUUAUGCAAUUUAAAUUCAUUAUGACAAUCAACAUCAUUUUUUCCUAACAUAAUGGAUAACAUCGUUUUCAGAAUACGACCCAUGAACAAUAUCAAUGGAAUGUAGGUCGUAUUACCGCUAAUCAUUUCAUGGCAUGAAAUCUUUGCCAAUAUCACUUUUUCAUGAAAUUUGCCAAAGUUUCUGAUUUGACACAAAUUUUCUGUCUUGAUAACGUUCCAAUGUAAUUUUAUAAAUCUUUAACAGAUUUUGACACAAUUCUUACACACAAUUUUCUUUAAAUAAAAAGAUAUCUUAAAGUACCUGUAGUCCUUUUCUUUCAAACUCAAUAAGUGAUCAAUAAAGUCUUACUCAGUUUGUACUGUGGUAAUAUGCUUGUACAGGUGUGCAUUGUUACGAGUUACAGAAGAGAUUUGUACAGGUAUGUAGAUGCUAUCACUUUAUUUGCUUUAUCAGUUCACUGAUGUACAUGUACAGAUGACAUCAUAGUCUCGAUUGAAAAGGAGGGCAUACUCUUAGUAUUAUUGUACAGAUAAAAUGAUAUCAUGUGAGUGAAUAGACAGUUUUAUCUUUACUCUUCAUCAAUGACACGACUGGGGGGGGGGGGGGGGGUGUAACCAUAAUAUUUCUGAGAGGGUGGUGUAUUGUGUCGAUUUAUUUGCUUUCACAUUUAUUAUUUAUGAAUUGUGUACUCAAGAUUCAUGUCUACUUUUGAUGUAUGACAUGUGCUCCAGCGACAAACACUCCGCGAUCAAUUUAGAAAAAAACUUGUCGGAUUAAAAACUUGAUCAUUACCAAAUUCCUAAUCCUAAAUCCGUGUGGAGAUAAAUCCUGGAGUUAAUGUCGCUGGAGUUGGAUCACCAUAGUUCCGCUUGAUAUCAUUUUGUCCAUUUGGAGCCGGAAGGGCUUAAACUUGUAUGCUUUAAAUACAGCGUUAACGCCCUUUGGGUCCUGAGAAGAUGAUUUGCAGUACAUAAAUACAAGUGUAUUCUUCAUUCCCAAAUAUGAAGUAUUCUGCUACAUGCACACGCCAAGAUCGUUAACAUUCAGUGAAUAUUAUAUUCUUAUUUGUUGUUUUGUUUGUUUUUCAAUUUAAAAAAGACAAUAAACGUUGGGAGUUAAAAUGGACGAUUGGACGUCAAAGAAUUGAUUUGGAUCAAUCAAAACUAUUGAAUAAGAUAGGGCCCUGAGCUUUAUGUGUACAUUGUGCAAGUGGCUGCUGAUUGGACAAUCCUAAACAACCAAUCAGAAUCUGUUGUAUAUGAAGCAGCAGACUUACAGCUAAGAUCUUGAUUGUGAUUGGCCAGUUGAAAAUGUUGAAUUGAGUACCCCGGUAAAAGAAGUUACAAUCAAUGACAUACAGUAGUUGGAGUUGCUAUUUAAACAAAAAUUGGAAGUUUUAAUCUUGAAGAUAAGGGUAAACCUUUUUGGUAUGUACUACGUCUAACUUUCAGGGAAUUUGCUGCUAAAAUGAGGUUUCUUUAAUAUAUAUUUUUGGUUGUGAAUUUUGCAAUAAAAUCACUUCUGGGGGAAUAUCUAGUGGCCCUUUAGCUCAAAUUGAUUUGAGUAAAUCAGAGGAGAGAACUUCUGAAGUUUAAAGGUUUCUUUAGGGUCUUGUUUGGAGAUGCAGUACUCUUAAGGAAUACAGGAAUAUGUUGAGGAAACGUAAGUAAAGAGUGAUAUACAUGUAUCUGUAAUAGGAAAAUACUGUACUGUUGUCAACCCUUAGAUAAUUUCCUUGUGUGUAUUUGAAUAGCAUUGUCUUUUUUUGGUGAAAAGUUGUGAUUUUUAUUCUCAAGAUGUGUUCUUUUCACUUUCUUUUUUUCUUCACUGGAUUGUGAAGAACUUUGUAAAUAACAGAAAGAGCUAGCACCAGUCGUGAAUUGGGAGCUAUGACUUGGAUAUAUUAUGCAUGUUACUCUUGGAGUAGAGAGUAAUAAGGGAGAGCGGACGACAGAAAGAUAGUUGUGUUCGUAGAUAUGUUUAUGUGUAUGUGGAAGGAGAAAGGAGAUAUUUGAUACAGAAAUAAAAAAGCUUUUUUGAUGUAGAAA